AUGUCUCUCAAGACUCUUCUCGUUUCGACACUGCUCGUGGCAACUGCCAUCGCGACAGACCACGGCAGCGGUGGUUCCUCGUACGGCAGCGGUGGAUCAUGGGGCGGCGAUAGCGGCAGCGGUGGCUGGAGUAGUUGGCCAAGCGGCGGUGGUCAAGCACCUCCUGCUUUGGCGGCGCCUUCUUGCCCGGCUGGUUGCAUGCCAUUCCCGACUGGACCUCCUCCGGCAGCGCAGACUCAACCAGGCCAAUUGAUCGUGCAAGUCGUGUCGGUCUCCGAUGCCAAUGGCUCUUUGAAGUACUUCCCCGACAAGAUCACGGCGCCAGUCGGCUCAAUCGUGCAGUUCCAAUAUCACCCCAAGAACCACACCAUCACGGAAUCGUCAUUCGCAGAGCCGUGCAAGCCCAUUGCCUCAAAUCUGACCAGCCCAACCCGCCCGGGUUUGAAAUCGGGAUUCGUCCCGGUCACCGGCAUGGAACCUUUCACUCCCGUCUACAACGUGCUCAUCAACGACACCAAGCCCAUCUGGAUCUACUGCGGUCAGACCAACCACUGUCAAAAAGGCAUGGCUAUGGUUAUCAACCAGAACGAUUCGUCACCUAACACGAUCGAGGCAUACAUCUCCAAGGCUGCCCAACUACCGAUCGCCAGCACGCCGCCGCCGCCACCGUCGUCAGCAGCACCCCCCGUGGAAGCACCCCCUGCCUCGUCACCGCCCCCUCCCGCGUUCGGCGGCGGCGCACCUCCUCCAGCUGAGACCUCUUCGUCAGUCGCUCCUCCUCCAGCUGUCGCGACUGUCACCCCUCCGUCCAGCCCAGCGGCUGUGGCUCCUGCAACCUUCACUGGUGCGGCUGUGCCUGGCUUUGUGCCUCAGUCAUCGACAGGUGUGGCUGGUCUUGUUCUCGGUGCGCUUUUGGCUCUGUGGUAA
Molecule: messenger RNA, 927 nt
Organism: Cladophialophora carrionii CBS 160.54
Lineage: Eukaryota; Fungi; Ascomycota; Eurotiomycetes; Chaetothyriales; Herpotrichiellaceae
Exons: 2
Coding region: 1-927 (308 amino acids)
Source: RefSeq, a predicted model, not a curated record